This is a messenger RNA of Syngnathoides biaculeatus (alligator pipefish), 2591 nucleotides long. RefSeq names its product FERM domain containing kindlin 2 (gene fermt2). The record is from RefSeq and is a predicted model, not a curated record. Lineage: Eukaryota; Metazoa; Chordata; Actinopteri; Syngnathiformes; Syngnathidae. Gene Ontology annotation, cellular component: extrinsic component of cytoplasmic side of plasma membrane; focal adhesion. Gene Ontology annotation, biological process: cell-matrix adhesion; integrin-mediated signaling pathway. Gene Ontology annotation, molecular function: integrin binding. The transcript has 16 exons. The coding region runs from base 255 to 2309 and encodes 684 amino acids.
GGGGGGGACAACAAGGGGGAGGAGGAAGAGGAGAGAAGGAAGAUCGGACGCCUGGACUCCAUUAAGACCGAGCCUGCUGGAAAAGUGCUUGGGAAUACUGCACUUCUUCUCGGGUCAUUCGUCGGGAUUUUUUUCCUCUCUCUAUUUUCGGGCCGUCUUCCCCACCCCUGAGCCCACAUCCUAUAUGUUCUAAAGAAAGACAACGCAGUUUUGUAUCGUGUCGUCGAGCGUUUGAGUGUCUUUAUUGUGAAGGAAUGGCGCUGGACGGGAUCCGGAUGCCGGAUGGCUGCUACGCCGACGGGACGUGGGAGCUGAAGAUGCACGUCACCGACCUCCACCGCGAUGUUUCGCUGAGGGUCACCGGUGAGAUCCACAUCGGCGGGGUCAUGCUCAAACUGGUGGAGAAAUUAGAUGUGAAGAAGGACUGGUCAGACCACGCGCUAUGGUGGGAGAAAAAGAAAACGUGGCUGCUGAAGACCCACUGGACGCUCGACAAGUACGGCAUCCAGGCCGACGCUCGGCUGCUCUUCACGCCGCAGCACAAGCUUCUACGCCUCCAGCUGCCCAACAUGAAACACAUGAAGGUCAAAGUCAACUUCUCCGACCGCGUCUUCAAAGCCGUAUCCGACAUCUGCAAGACCUUCAAUAUUCGUCACCCAGAGGAGUUAUCUCUACUGCGCAAGCCGCGUGAUCCCAAAAAGAAGAAGAAAAAGCUGGACGAGGCUGAGGAGGAUGAUCUGGAGGUGGAGGGACCGCUGUUAACCCCUGGAUCAGGAAGCAUCUACUCCAGCCCCGGCUUAUACAGUAAAACCAUGACCCCCACGUACGACUCGAGGGACGGCAGCCCGCUGUCACCCACGUCCGCCUGGUUCGGCGACAGCCCCCUUUCGGAGGGCAACCCCGGCAUCCUCGCCGUCAGCCAACCCAUCGCCUCCCCGGACAUCUUGGUCAAGCUCUACAAACCGCAGUCUCUGCUGGACAAGGCUAAGAUCAACCAGGGGUGGUUGGACUCCUCCAGGUCUCUGAUGGAGCAAGAUGUCAAAGAGAAUGAGGUGUUGCUGCUUAGGUUUAAAUACCACAGUUUCUUUGACCUCAACCCAAAGUAUGACGCCAUAAGGGUGAACCAGCUCUACGAGCAGUCAAAAUGGGCCAUCCUGCUGGAGGAAAUCGAGUGCACAGAGGAAGAAAUGAUGAUGUUUGCCGCUUUGCAGUACCACAUCAACAAGCUAUCCGUAAUGUCGUCGGACAACCACAUGAACAACAGCGAGAAGGAGGUGGAUGAGGUGGACGCCGCCCUCUCCGACCUGGAGAUCACGCUGGAGGGAGGCAAGACGUCCAACGCCCUGGGUGACAUCACUUCCAUUCCCGAGCUAGCAGACUACGUCAAGGUCUUCAAACCCAAGAAGCUGACACUGAAGGGCUACAAGCAGUAUUGGUGCACAUUCAAAGACAUCACAAUUUCCUGUUACAAGAGCAAAGAGGAGGCACAUGGAACGCCCGCUCACCAAAUGAACCUCAGAGGCUGUGAGGUGACCCCGGAUGUGAACAUAUCAGGUCAGAAAUUCAACAUCAAGCUGCUAAUCCCUGUGGCAGACGGAAUGAACGAGAUCUGGCUGCGGUGCGAUACGGAGAAGCAGUAUGCCCACUGGAUGGCCGCCUGUCGUCUGGCGUCCAAAGGAAAGACGAUGGCGGACAGCUCUUACAACUUGGAAGUGCAGAACAUCCUGUCCUUUCUAAAGAUGCAGCACAUGAACCCCGACCCGCAGUUCAUCGAGCCCAUCACCACAGACAUCAACCCCGAGUGCCUUGUGUCACCGCGCUACCUGAAGAAGUACAAGAACAAGCAGCAAGGCUUAAUCAGGGAUUUGAUCUCAGCCCGCAUCCUUGAAGCCCACCAGAACGUGGCCCAGAUGAGUCUGAUUGAGGCCAAGAUGCGCUUCAUCCAAGCGUGGCAGUCGCUGCCAGAGUUUGGAAUCACUCACUUUCUGGCCAAGUUCCAAGGCGGCAAGCGCGACGAGCUGAUCGGCAUCACGUACAACCGCCUGAUCCGCAUGGACGCCGGCACCGGGGACGCCAUCAAGACCUGGCGCUUCAGCAACAUGAAACAGUGGAACGUCAACUGGGAGAUCAAGAUGGUGACCGUGGAGUUUGCGGACGAGCCCAGCCUGUCGUUCAUCUGCGCCGAGGUGGACUGCAAGGUGGUGCACGAGUUUAUCGGGGGUUACAUCUUCCUGUCCACGCGGGCCAAGGACCAGAACGAGACUCUGGACGACGACAUGUUCUACAAGCUCACCAGCGGCUGGGUCUGACUGGACCUCAUGAGUAGGACCACCGCCCGCUCACUUUAUCAGAACAGAGUCCACGGAUUUGCCACGUUCCUGGUUCGCACUAGUAAAGUGCGUUACAUGGUGGCUAGUUGAGUUUUCUGGCACUAGUACCAUGCACGUUUGCCUCACUAGUAACAUGGAGUUGUCUUAUUAGAGAGGACAAAAAGCGAUGGACAUCAACUUAAAUAUUGAAUAAAUGGUAAAUACUAUACUAGUUAUUCAAUAUUCUUGGUAUCCACGUAUAGUUAUGACAGUUCAGUGUAC